Molecule: messenger RNA, 1419 nt
Organism: Zophobas morio
Lineage: Eukaryota; Metazoa; Arthropoda; Insecta; Coleoptera; Tenebrionidae
Product: aurora kinase C-like
Exons: 2
Coding region: 184-1254 (356 amino acids)
Biological process (GO): mitotic spindle organization; regulation of cytokinesis; protein phosphorylation
Cellular component (GO): kinetochore; spindle pole centrosome; chromosome passenger complex
Molecular function (GO): ATP binding; protein kinase activity
Source: RefSeq, a predicted model, not a curated record
UAAUUAUUUUGCUGCGUCCUUGGAUUGGUAACAAUAAAUUACCGUUAGUUCCGCGUCAGUUCAUGGUUGGCAACAGUGCAAAAAACCGUUGGCCGCAAAAAGUGACGUCUUUAAAUGUAAUUUAUCAUCAGCAGUUUAUUUAUUCGCGAAAAUCCAAAACUAUCGAACCAAGUUGUUGAAGUCAUGUCCCAAAGAAAACUUAGUGCGGGUGUCGUCAAUCACAAUAAGGAAAAUGUGCCCCACAACCCUCAAAGUACAACAAAUAAAUGCCAAAUCAAGAAAGUGCAUCAGAUUCAAAAGACUGGCUUAGCGGAGACCACCACACACCUCAAUUUGGCCAAAAACGCUCAUGUGACGCCUCCACCGACAGAGUAUCCAGAAACAACCAUUCCAGCACAACCCAUAAAAACAGCAACUACGAACAACGACGGAAACAACUCACGCCGUUGGACUCUAGCCGACUUCGAUAUCGGCAAACCUUUAGGUAAAGGAAAAUUCGGAAACGUGUAUCUAGCACGCGAAAAGCAAUCAAAGUUCGUUGUGGCGCUGAAAGUCUUGUUCAAAAGUGCAAUUAAAGAGUACAACAUCGAGCACCAAGUCCGCAGGGAAAUCGAAAUCCAGUCACAUCUCAGGCACAAUAAUAUUUUGAGGAUGUAUGGUUACUUCCACGACGAACAACGAGUGUAUAUAAUUCUUGAAUAUGCGCCAAAUGGUACUUGUUAUAAGGCGCUCCAAGCGAGUCCAGAUAAGCGCUUCUCUGAAGAAAUCAGUGCGCGUUAUAUUCGACAAAUAGCGGAUGCUUUAAGUUACUGCCAUACUAAAAAAGUGAUUCAUAGAGACAUUAAGCCUGAAAAUUUGUUACUUUGUGCCAAUGGUCAGAUGAAAAUUGCUGAUUUCGGAUGGUCAGUUCAUGCUCCAUCCUCACGCAGGACUACUCUGUGUGGAACUCUGGAUUAUCUGCCACCAGAAAUGGUCCUUGGGAAACCUCACAAUGAAAAGGUUGACUUAUGGAGCUUAGGAGUUUUAUGUUUUGAAUUUUUGACUGGAAAGCCACCGUUUGAGUCGGCAGCUUAUGAAGAGCUCUAUAGAAAUAUCAGUAAGGCAUACUACAAGUUUCCUCACUAUGUUUCAGAAGGAGCCCAAGAUCUGAUUAAGAGACUUUUAGUGGUAAAUCCCAGUGACAGGUUGGAACUGAAUGAAGUUCUAAAACAUCCAUGGAUUCUUGCUCAUACUUCACAUGAAGCCAGUAAAUAAUUGUGAUUUCUAUUUUAAUUUAUUAAGAGUGGGUUAGACUAAGCAUGUGACAUUGACUACCACAUGCUAUACUAAAUGUUUACGGGAGUCGUCUUUUGGGACUCGUUAUACUGUUAUUCAUGUGGUUUUACGUAUUUACUCAAUAAAUGUUUUAAUUAAACUUUU